GAGGGUUCAGAAAUCUAGUCACAAUCAGUAUAGUAUUUGUUUUCACUUAUUAAAUUAAAUAUUAGCCCUACUUCUAAUACAAAUUGACCCUAAACUUGACUGUCUAUUUAAGUACUCACAUUUUUAUAAUGAGAUUACAUCCGUAUGCCAGUACUAUGUUUCUCUUCACUUCCUCUUUAUUUAUAAAUAGCACAAUGUUCUGAUGAAAUAGUGAGUACUUGUGUGCUGAAACAAUAGGCAUUUUAGUCGGUUGUCAAAUAUACAAAUAAUUCAGCUUACUGUGUCCUUGGAAAACAGCUGAAGAGACUUACAUUACUGUAGUAUAAAGACAGAAUCAAAACCCAGUUGUUGUGCUGAGUGCCACUCCCCAGACAAAUCUUUCGAGAGCUGAGUGUGCCCCCUGACGCACCACCAGUCUGACAUGACUCAGUAGUUGGAUUAUUACCACUGACCCUUCAAUGCUGAAAAUAAAGACACUGUAUGCUGAACAUCAUUGUUGGCUGUAAGUACCUCUCAGUAGUUUCAUCAACCCGACAGAAAAGCAUGACAGCCGCUGUUAAGGUUUUCCUCAUAUGCUGUCUACUUCAAGGUAGCUUAUGCCAACACUGGGCAGCCUUCAUGCCUCAGACAGUAGAGGGACUAAGUGGGUCCUGUGUGAUCAUCCCCUGCACUUUCAGCUUGCCCUCAGUUUGGGAUCAAUACCUGGAUGAUUCGUGUAAAGCCAUUUGGAAGCGAGGGAGCUGGAGUCGAACGCAGGUGUUUGAUUCCAGCCUCACUGGAGCGAGUGCAAGCUUAAACAUCCUGCAAGGAAACCUAACAGGGAUCCUGCGUGAGAAGGACUGCACCACCAUCUUCAACAACCUGCCAUCGAACCAUUAUGACAACUAUUACUUCAGACUGCAGUGUGACAGCGCUCUGAAGUUCAACUUUCAAGCAAGUGUUAUUAUCAUCGUUCAAGAUUCACUGCCCAGCCCUACCAUAACGCCAUCCAGGCUGGAUGUAGAAGAAGGGACUGCAGUGAGGUUGAACUGCUCGGCUGUGGCUCCCUGUCCCAUUCUUUCUCCAGCUCUGACAUGGACCCCCAGUAUAGGUGACACUGAUGAGAACAUGGAGACUAAAUUUGUGACCUCUGUUAUGAAUUUCACCGCUUCGUACCUCCACAAUGGACAGAAGUUCUCCUGCACCGCUCUCUAUAACCGACAAGCUGGCAACAGUGACCUUCUGUAUGAAAAAAGUUUGACCCUCCGUGUUCUUUAUCCUCCAAAUAACACAUCAGUCAGUUACUCUGGUCCUGUAAAAGAGGGCAGCUCGGUGACUCUGACCUGCAACACUAACGCAAAUCCAGCUGUGGACGGCUACACCUGGUACAAAGUGGAUGGAGAUCAGGUGGCAGCAGUGGGUUCUAAGAAGAGGCUUUCAACUACAGUCACAGAAGUUGACAGCCAAUUUUUCUGCCAAGUCAGUAACAGAUAUGGAACCCAGAACUCAUCCAUCACUCAGAUCGACGUGCAAUUUCCUCCCAAAGAAACCACAGUAACUGUCGACCCUAAUGGUCCUAUAUUGGAGGGCAGCUCUAUUACUCUAUUCUGUAUGAGCCGUGCCAACCCACCUGUGAACAACUACACCUGGUACAAAGAUGAUGAAGAGGAUAAGGAGCCUGGAUCAACCUUAGUUAUAAACGAUGUUGAUCGGAGCCACAGUGGUGACUACCACUGUGCAGCAAAAAAUGAACUGGGAGAGAAAACAUCAGUACCGAUUCAGCUGGACAUUCAGUAUCCCCCUAAGAACACCUCAGUUUCAAUUGAUCCCCCUGGUCCAGUGCGGGACGGCACCUCUGUAACUCUGACCUGCACAAGCAUUGCCAAUCCAGCAGCGGUUAACUUCACCUGGUUCAGAGUGGCUGGAAGAGAAAAGGAGAUUGUGGGCUCUGAGCGCGACUUCGUCUUCAAUGUGACCAAACUCUCAGAGGAUCAGUAUUACUGUGAAGCUCUGAAUGUCCACGGAGCUGAAUACUCAGAGCCUGCCAGUCUUGAUGUAACAUUUGUUUCAGAGAUCCUGCCUUCUUCCCGCUGCGUCAAGAUUUUAUCUCUGAUCCGAUGUUCCUGCGACAGCCAAGGGAACCCGCCUCCCUCCCUGGUUUGGGAAUUGGCCGGAGAGCCUGUCAAUCACUCUGCUGAAAUACCGAUCAGAGAAGUCCCCCUGGGGAGCUUGGGCAUGAGGAGCCUCAUCACCUUGUACCGUCUGGACAAAGACAUGCCCUCUCUAGUCUGUCUCAGCAUCAACUCACUGGGCUCUGAUAGUUUUGUGUUCAACGUGUCCUCCAGCGAAACUCAGCUAGGCCUCCAUGCUGUGUCCCUUUUGAUCGGUUCUGCAGUGGGAGCACUGGGGAUGUUGCUGGUGUGUGUCCCGCUGCUGCUAUUCGUUUGCAGGAAAAGGAAAGACAGCCAUUCACCUGGCAAGGGAUUGGUGGACACUUCAGACUUUUUAGUUACUAAUGAGACCAACUCUUCACAAGUGGAUGUGAUUUAUGCCAAUAAAGCCAUUCUGGAAGAGGAAGGAGUAGUUAAGGAAGACCCUCUCCACUACGCCAAUGUUGACUUUGCUAAACUCCAGGCCAAGUCAAAGGGUAAGCUCGGGGAAGGGGAGAUCAGAGGCCUCGCCUCCACGACCUCUGAGUAUGCUCAGAUCCGUCUGUACUCCAGAGGAAGCAACGGAGGAGACGCAAAGGAAGAAGAGACAGUCGCUGACACUCUUUUCGGACAAAGGAAAGUCUCUGAUGGUUUCAUAGGACAGUUUCCAGAUCCCAGCUGAGCAGAACAAGCUCCUAAAGUCUGCAGCAGUGGACGUAGCCUUAUUUAAAGUGAGUAAUGCCACACACUUGUGGCUUCAAGUUGAGCUCUCACUGUAUCUCAUUUGUCACUGUAACUCUUUUCUGUCAAUCCUUCUUGUGUCUCUUUACUGAAAAUGCCUAGCAAAACAAAAACACCAUAAAAGUGAUUUAAAUACAUAAAGUAGGCAAUUACCGCAUGAUACAGAUGUCAGAGCUAAUCUGCAUGCUGGGGAAGAACCUUUAA
Messenger RNA from Siniperca chuatsi (mandarin fish), 3074 nucleotides. Its product is annotated as B-cell receptor CD22-like. Bases 481 to 2811 code for a protein of 776 amino acids. Lineage: Eukaryota; Metazoa; Chordata; Actinopteri; Centrarchiformes; Sinipercidae. The record is from RefSeq and is a predicted model, not a curated record. The transcript is spliced from 13 exons.